GACGCAUUAUUUGUGAGUCAACAGUCGAACGUGUUUGAUCGCAUUAGCCGAACGUCACAUUUGAAAACGAUAAAUUCAAUCAUUUCAUUUCUGAACCGAUUAAUUUGGAUUUCAUUCUAAAUCAAAGUCAAAACGAUUAAUUCCAUCGGAAAAUGGAUUUUAACACCGAUCGCUUUGCUCCGAAAGUGAUUGCUGCCGGAAAAUCGGAAUGCAUUUGUGAGCGCCCACGAACACAUUUGAUUUGCAUCACUUGUCACCGGGUUCUGUUUGGUCGAGUGCACAAAAAAUGCCAAAAACACCCAUCGUUGAUUUAUUUGCUCGAUUUGGAUAAUUGUUCAUGCGGCGGUCGUUUGAUUGAAAAACUCAGCGAGGCAAGCAAUGGACGCAAAUCACCAUCACGUUAAUGGAUAAUCAUCACACAAAAAAUUCCAUGAACACAGCACAUUGUGUUGAAAUGUACGUUUAAACCAAAGCGUUCACUUAGAGAGUGCGCUCGUAUACGCAGUUAUAGUAAUUUUAAGACGAAAUAAGACAAUGUGAACGCGUUCACAUUCACACUUGAACAGGCAUAACACUGUGUAUAAACUGUCAAACAGUAUCGAAAUAUAUACGAAUUUUCUUAAAGUUUUAACACACACAGCUAUAAUAUUGGUGUUUGUUUUCAUUUUUGUUGGUUCCUUUUUAUAUUUUCUGUAUCAUUCGAUCGGACGAAUCGUCUUUGUAGUUAAUUAUUGCAUUUUCUUAUCUUGUGAAAAAAAAAAUUGAGUCCAUUCUGUUUUGUUGUACCAAGGAUAUUUGUAAAUAGUUUCGCCAUUAGUCAUGGAUAUAAAUGAUUGUGAGUAUGACAUGCUUGAUCUGUUGGCAUACAACUGCAAUCAGCUCACCGUGCAGCUGAGAGAAUCGAAGAAUGCCGAUGAACAGGAGAAAAUACUCGAUGCAUAUUUGAAGAAGAUCGAUAAAGAAUUUGAGCCGAUCAAUGAAAUUCCCGAAGGUCUUGAAUGGUUUAACGUAACGGAGCCGCUAACACUGAACCGUGACCUCAAGGGAAAGGUGGUUAUAUUGGAUUUUUUCACGUAUUGUUGUAUCAAUUGUAUGCACAUUUUGCCCGAUUUGAAAAAGCUCGAACAGCGUUAUACGAUCGAAAAUGGUUUGCUGGUGAUUGGUGUGCAUAGCGCUAAAUUUGAUAAUGAAAAAGAUUCGGGCAACAUAUUGUCGGCCAUUCAACGUUACAACAUUACGCAUCCGGUGGUAAAUGAUUCGCUGUCAUCGCUCUGGAUGAAUUUGAAUAUAAAAUGUUGGCCAACAUUAUUGGUGCUUGGUCCGCGUGGCAAUCCCAUUUUUGUGCUGAUGGGAGAAGGGCACAGUCAACGGCUUGAUAAGUACACCAAGGCAGCAUUACAAUUUUAUGAAGCAAAAGCCGAACUGAAAACCCAUUCAAUUGCACUCAAUCCAGCGUCUAAACUGCUCAAAGCAUCGUUGCUCAAAUUUCCCGGUAAAAUUGCGACGCGACAAUUGAGAAAUGCAACAACAAGUGAUGAUGACUCGUCCGGUAGUAAAUUCAUUGGAUCUGAACUGUAUGCGGUGUCGGAUUCGGGUAACAAUCGUAUUUUAGUGUUUCAAGCGAAUGGGAAAAUUGUGGAAAAAAUCGGCGGCAAAGAAAUUGGCUUUGCUGAUGGCAAUUUCAAAGAAGCACGCUUCAAUUCACCACAAGGUGUGUCAUUUUAUGGCAACGACAUAAUUUAUGUGGCCGAUACGGAGAAUCAUGCAAUUCGUGAGAUUAAUUUGACAACGAAAACGGUUGAUACCAUUGCCGGGCAUGGAAAACAGGGAGUCGAUCAAUCCGGUGGUUUGAUUGGCACAUCGCAAGAGAUUUCAUCGCCAUGGGAUGUUCUUAAUUUCCGAACACGUGACAUGGACAUGAGUUUCCAUGCUGAUGGUGAAGCAAUUCCUGAACGUGACAUCAUUUUGAUUGCCAUGGCGGGAACGCAUCAAAUUUGGGCGAUUUUCAAAGAUGAAACCAUUUGGUGGAAAUUUAAGAAAUUUUCUGAAGGUUCAGUCGCUGCGAUUGCCGGCAACGGGCAUGAAGAAAACCGAAACAAUUCCUAUCCACAAAAUUCGGCAUUUGCACAACCAUCCGGUCUGGCGCUGGCGCCAAAAACUAAGGAAUUGUUCAUUGCUGAUAGUGAAAGUUCUUCCAUUCGCAAGCUUGUAUUAGCCGAUGGCAAAGUUCUGGCUGUGGCUGGUGGUGAUCGAAAUCCAUUGAAUUUGUUCGCCUUUGGUGAUGUCGAUGCAACUGGCAUUAAUGCCAAAUUCCAACAUCCACUCGGCGUUGCUUACGACGAAAAAGAGCAUUUACUUUAUGUGGCCGACACAUAUAAUCACAAGAUCAAAGUGAUUGAUUUGGCAACAAACAAGGUGUCAACGUGCAAUUUCAAGGAUUCCAAUGGCGAUGCAGUCGUAUUCAAUGAACCGGCUGGAUUAUGUUUGUCGCCAUGCGAUAGCCGUCUGUACAUUUGUAAUACGAACAAUCAUUCGAUAGACGUUGUAAACUUGAGUACCUCAACACUAGAACCAUUGAUAUUAUUCUUUGAUGAGCUCAAAGCCGAGAAUCAAUUAUCCACACUAACGACAUCCAAACUACUUGUGCACACGUCUGGUGCAAAAAUCACGUUGGAAUUUGUGCUAACGACCAAAACCGGUGUAAAAUUCACCGACGCCCCACAAAAAUGGCAACUAGACACAUUGAAUGUGAGAUGGCAAGCAUGCUCGGUGACAUCGGGCACGGUAUCGUUAAAACAAAACGAAACCGAUAGCAAAAAUACGAUUGGGGCAGCUACAGUCGAGCUACUGGCGCCAAAAUCGGCCGAAGGAAGCGCAAUCGGAAAUGAAUCAGUGAUAAUAAUAUUCAAAAUGAGCUUGUGUGCCGACGACAAAGGCAUUUGUUUCCCGAAAAACUUUAAGAUAUCCGUACCCAUUGAGUAUAGCGUUGACGGCACAACGGAAAUUAACAAAAAAACAAAAGUUACCAUCGACGAACAAAAGAUUGAAUUGGCAUGAACAAAAAAAACAUUUUUAUUUAAUUCACAAUUGUAUUUACAUAUUUACACAUUUUUUCUCAGUUUUCUUAACGCACUUUUUUUUUGUAAAUUCUUGUUCAUCGAAUGUGCUUCUAACCAAUUAUGGUACACUCAUACAGAAACUAAAAUUGUCGAGUUGUGCGUAUGUCGAAUUGAAUUUGUCUAUUCUCAAAAUUGACAUCGCACCCAUCGAACAAAAAAAAAACAACCGUUUUAUGAGAUAUUAUAAUAGAAGACACACACACACACACUCACACGAACAUUUUUGUUAUUAUGGUUUAGAUAUGUAAUUGUUUUUUUUGUAGACAUAUCAACUAGUUAUAUUGUACUGACACAAAUUUUUAAUAAUAAACACCUUUUUUGUACUUCGAAAAA
Messenger RNA from Sitodiplosis mosellana (orange wheat blossom midge), 3452 nucleotides. Its product is annotated as NHL repeat-containing protein 2. The coding region runs from base 820 to 3057 and encodes 745 amino acids. Gene Ontology annotation, molecular function: protein binding. Lineage: Eukaryota; Metazoa; Arthropoda; Insecta; Diptera; Cecidomyiidae. The record is from RefSeq and is a predicted model, not a curated record. The transcript has 5 exons.